UCCUUUUUCGUAUAAACAGGAAGUAGGAAGUUUUAGGAGAAGAAAAUACAGGAACAUUUUGUACAAAUGCUGCAUUAUUAAAUUGAGUGCAUUGUAAAGAGUAUAGAUCAAUAGUUUUAAUCAUACUGAUUAUUUUUUCACUGCAUUUUAAGUAUAUCAAAUUAUUAGCGCUAGAUCGAACAAGUGUCAAGGUAAAUUAGAUUGUUGACCACAAAGGAUAGUUGCAGAACUGUAUAAACUAUGCAAGACUAGAAGAAAUGAACAAUGACGGGAACUGUUUGGACAACUAAACAUUGAAGUAUGCCUCCUACCAGUAUUGUAUGUAUUCCAGAUAUCUCGGAAGAGGUAUCUGAUGGGAGAGUUCAGAUUGACUUCCUACUUCCUAACGGGAUGUUUUUACAGCAGAAUGUUGACUUCAAUAAACCACUAGAUCUACUUAAACAGGCUUUGUGGAAGUCAGCACAGAACUAUCCGUUGUUUGAGAGAUUAAAAGGAAAAGAUAACUACUUCUUUGAAUUCCUCAAUAGAAAUGGAGAAAAGGAGGAGGUUAGGGAUGAAAGUCUCCGCCUCAGUGACAUUCGACCAAUCGGAAAGUUUCUCCGCCUCCAAGAGAGACAGGAUAUUGAAGGAUAUCAGACAAUUGACAGACAGAUAUCGAGUCUUCUAGGCAGUAAACUUACUAUGGAAAUGCAUGCCAUGCCAAGAGUAGAGGUAGACGAUUUUAGGAAAAGGAUGUACAGUUUUGCCCUAAGCAAAGUGCCACAAAAUGAUUUCCACGCAUUAUUUGAGAACAGGUAUCCUUUACAACUUCGUAGUAGCGAUCACUUGCCGGAUGAACUGAAGAAAAAACUGAACAACGGUUACCUUGUCGUCUCCGUACGAAUACAAGAAGCCAAUACAAAGUUUCUGAUUCAAUCACAUGUAACAGAAUGCCCUGAUAUCAUCAUAGACAAUGCCGUCUGUAAGUGGCAUAACCGUUCACUAAGAAACUCCUAUGACUUUGUACUGAAAGUGGUAGGACAAGAAGAUUAUUUGUAUGGUAAAACUGCUCUACAGCAAUUCAAGUAUAUGUACACAUGUAUUCAACGGAACAUGGCCCCUGAGUUUUGGUUGGUCAACAAAUAUUCCAUCCUCAAAGUAGAUCCAAAUCAGCACAUAAGACCUGUACCGAGAUUAUCUGGACAGCAUAAUAUAAAUAGACAUCAAGACGAUCUCGUGUGGGACAUUGAGGAUAAUUUUGAGUUUCAGGUGAAGGGAAUACAGAAUAUUGAGAUUACUUCUGACCAAGUGAAAGACAACAUUGACAAGGUUAAGCUGUUUGUAGGGUUGUAUCAUGGUAGUGAAGUACUGGGGGAUGUUAAAACCACAAACGAGAUGCCAGUAUUAGGUGGUAAUUGUAAUAUUGGAGCGACCUUGACCUUUGACCUUCAGGUCAUGGAUGUUCAGACAGCCAGCAGACUGUGCUUUACUCUACACGGAAGGAUGAGGGGGGCAAAGAGUUUGAAUCCAAUAGCUUGGGUAAACAUUCCAGUGUUUGAUUUCCGGUCUCGACUGUUGGUUGGGGAACACAAGUUAGCCAUGUGGCCAGUCACGGCUGAAUUGCAAUUAGAAGAGACUGGUUGCUAUCCACUAGGAAGUGUGUCAUUGAACCCCCAUAGCACUAUCAUGUUAACUGUCCAAUUCUCUGAAUAUAACAGAAAUCCACCCAUUGUGUUCCCAUCCGAUGAAAAGAUUAAUGAACUAGCUGCAGAGAACAUGGAAAGGCCCGGAACACCAGGACAUCCUGACUGGCAUCCACCAAAGAAGAUGGUUCGCCUGCUAGAUGAUAUACUGAGCUCGCGACAGUGGGACUGUCUACAUGAACAAGACAAAGACUUAGUCUGGACUAUGAGAGUGGAGAUACGAGAGAAAAAUGCACAAGCCUUGCCUCUCGUGUUGAAAUCAGUGAAAUGGCAUAAUCAUAUAGAUGUUGCUAAGAUGCAGAUUUUGUUAAAUUCAUGGGGUCAGAAGAUACCUGUUGAUCAUGCUUUAGAAUUGCUAGAUUUUAACUUUCCUGACAAAAAUGUACGAAGAUAUGCCGUGGACUGUUUACAAGAUCUCAGUGAUGAUGAAGUGUCACUUUAUCUACUACAACUUGUUCAAGCUUUAAAGUAUGAAAAUUAUUUAUACUGUCCACUGUCGGAGUUUCUUCUCGAACGUGCACUCAGGAAUCAACAUAUCGGCCAACAACUGUUUUGGCUUCUAAAGUCUGAGCUACAUAACCCAAUUGUUACAGUGAGAUUUGGUUUGCUGUUAGAGACAUAUCUCAAAGCCAGCCCAGACCAUUUGAUUGUGUUAUACAAACAGUUUGAUGCCCUCAAUAAACUCAAUGCCCUCAGUCAACUCAUAAAGUCGGAGAAAAUUGUGACCACUAAUGAGGUAUGUCUUAUCGAAUUUGGAUUUUUAUUCAAAACUGGAGACAACACAGACCAGUGUAAGUUCAUGGACUCAAAGAAGCGCCCCCUAUAUCUUGUUUGGUCUAACGAGGAUGAUGAAGGCCAAGAAAUCCAUAUUAUCUACAAAAAUGGGGAUGAUUUAAGACAAGAUAUGUUAACUCUACAAAUGCUUCAAGUAAUGGACAGUAUUUGGCAAGCAGAGAAUUUAGAUCUAAGGAUAAAUGCAUAUGGGUGUAUAGCAACAGGGUUUGAACAGGGUAUGAUAGAGGUUGUACGACGAUCAGCGACUCUUGCUAAGAUACAGAAACAAAAAGGGGCUUUUGACAAGAAGACACUUUAUGAAUGGUUAAAGGACAAAAACAAGACAGAAUCCGAACUAGAAACUGCUAUAGAGGAAUUCACAUUAUCAUGUGCUGGUUACACGGUGGCCACAUAUGUGCUGGGUAUUGGGGAUAGACACAAUGACAAUAUAAUGUUAAAGGAGACGGGGCAGCUAUUUCAUAUUGACUUUGGCCACUUUCUUGGAAAUUUCAAGUCAAAAUUUGGUUUCAAGCGGGAACGAGUUCCGUUUGUUUUAACGCCACAUUUCUAUUAUGUCAUCACUAAAGGAGAAUCGGAGAAAGACAAUUACAAAAAGUUUGAAGAAUACUGUGUAAGAGCUUAUCUUGUUUUACGGCGACGAGGACACCUCUUGAUCCGACUAUUUAUGAUGAUGUUGAUGUCUGGCAUACCUCAGUUAACCUCUGUCAGUGACCUUGACUAUCUCAAAGAAACAUUAGCAAUUAACCUCUCUGACGAAGCUGCAAUAAAACAAUUGAAGGGUAAAAUGAACGAGUCCCUGAGUUCAAUAUUUACUCAGAUCAACUGGAAAUUCCACUUAAUGGUACAUUAAAAGUAGUGCAAAAGCAAAUUUAGAGUUGCGUACUUCAAGUGACUUUGAGGAAAAGGUUCAAGGACUUUUUAAUGAAGUGGCUAGCUAAAUAUCUAUCAUAACUUGUUUGCUUCCUAGGAAAAGCUCAAAACAGUGCAGUGAGUUAAACAUACUAGACAUUGUACCAUUUUGCAUGGGUUGAUUUUUCAAUUUCAAUGAUAUAGUGCAAAAAAACAAGAACAUAGAAUGAUUCGGUCAGGAGCGAAUCCUAUUUUAUUGCAUGGCUUCCUACAUGUAAAUAGCUUUACUGAUAGAAAUUAUUAGUGAGAUGAUAAAAUGUUUGAUUUAUAAACAUUUCAAUUACUUUUUUAGCUCGACUAUUCGAUAAGAAUAAGUAGAGCUAUUGUAGUCACCUGAGCGUCGGCGUCUGUGUCUUCGUCGGCGUAAGCACUUGUGUUAAAGUUUUUGUAAUACCUCAAGUAUUUUCAAAGUCCAUUGACAUAUGGCUUUGAAACUUUCCACACUUGUUCACCAUCAUGACUCCAACCUGUAGACAAGAGGAGAUAACUCUAUCAAGCAUUUUGACAGAAUUAUGCCCCCUUUUCGACUUAGAAUUUGUGUUAAAGGUUUUGUAAUACCUCAAAUAUUUUCAAAGUCCAUUGACAUAUGGCUUUGAAACUUUGCACACUUGGUCACCAUCAUGACCCAACCUGUACACAGAAGGAGAUAACUGUAUCAAGCAUUUUGACAUAAUUAUGCUCCUUUUUCGACUUAGAAUUUACGAUCAAGUUUUUGUAAUACCUCAAAUAUUUUCAAAGUCUGUUGACAUAUGGCUUUGAAACUUUGCACACUUGGACACCAUCUUGACCCCAACCUGUAGACAGGAGGAGGUAACUGUAUCAAGCAUUUUUACAGAAUUAUGCCCCUUUUUCGACUUAGAAUUUAUGUUUAAGUUUUUGUAAUACCUCAAAUAUUUUCAAGGUCCAUUGACAUAUGGCUUUGAAACUUUGCACACUUGUUCACUGUAUCAAGCAUUUUUAUUUACUAUCAAGCACUAAGAAUAGUUGAGCGUUGCUGUCCUACCGACAGCUCUUGUUUGUUGUAUCUGAACAUAUUUUAUAAAACAAGAACAAAUUUUACAAGAACUAUUCCUUGCAAUGGUCAUUUCCGUUAGAUACUUUUCCAUGUAGCAAUAUCAUGCUUGUAAGUGAAAGAUAUUGCUUGUGUUAGAAAGAUAUUACUUGUGGUAGAAAUAUAUCACUUGUGUAGAAGGCGUGUUACCUUUUGCAUUUUUAACUUAUAAAAUGAUAUAAUAUUGUGCCAUGUUGCCAUAGAAUUGAAUAUUACACAACGAUAUACAUGCAGAGAGAUUGUCAGAUUCAUCGUAAUCAUUUUGCUACAUUUUCAUGUUCAUCUCUUUUGUUUACAAAAUAAUAAAAUCAGGUAUUAUUAAUUUUUUGCAUAUCUAAAUUUUGUUUCAAUAUAUUGUCGAUAUUUACUCUUCGAUAUAUCAAUAAUUUUUUU
Molecule: messenger RNA, 4830 nt
Organism: Ruditapes philippinarum (Manila clam)
Lineage: Eukaryota; Metazoa; Mollusca; Bivalvia; Venerida; Veneridae
Product: phosphatidylinositol 4,5-bisphosphate 3-kinase catalytic subunit beta isoform-like
Exons: 24
Coding region: 301-3327 (1008 amino acids)
Biological process (GO): phosphatidylinositol-mediated signaling; cell migration; phosphatidylinositol-3-phosphate biosynthetic process
Cellular component (GO): cytoplasm; phosphatidylinositol 3-kinase complex; plasma membrane
Molecular function (GO): 1-phosphatidylinositol-3-kinase activity; 1-phosphatidylinositol-4-phosphate 3-kinase activity
Source: RefSeq, a predicted model, not a curated record